AUCAUCAGGUCACCACUCCGACUCUCAAUUCUUCCCCGCUCCUCUUCCAUCCCAAGGGGCUUCUUCUACUCCGUACUCCCUUGCGACUAUGGUCCAGUCUGGACUCUUGUCGUAGGUUUUCAUCGGAGAUUAUACUACCCAUGUGAUACAAUUCCCCCCGUGCGCAAUCUAUUAUCAGGUAAGUUACAAUAGGAAGUCCCUUAUUUCUUUCGGUUUCUCUGUACUUCUCAACCACAUCUCGUGUUUGUGGUAAUUUUCAAUGGCGUCUCCGUCGCUCCCCUCUACCCCCAAAGCUGUCAAAGCUGCCAAAGCUGCGUCUGCAAUCAAAGCAGUCCCCGACAAAAACCAGACACCCGGCAAGUGGCGCCACCCUCACUUGGACGAAGUAGUCCGUCGACAGAAUGCUGGAACAUUUGGUGACCGGAAUCUAAACAAGCUGCUGUGGAAUGGCUCUGCUUUGUUUGCUACGUGGGUGUUUGGGAACACAUUUAAGUCAUAUGGUUUCUGGCUUCAAGAAAUUAGCCAAUUCUCUACUUAUCCUGACCUCUCCCUCCUCGCCUUGCGCCUCAUCUUUGUCGUCAACAUUCUCAUCGCGCUGUAUCCUCUAUUUGGACCGAAGGACGAUCUCUCCGAUAUACCUCUCACCCCAACCCAGCGCUCGCUUCUCGGGCUGGACCCCACUGCUACACCGCCACUGACCCCCGGCACUACCUACGUGACUCCGCCUAAAUAUCGUCUUUCUACAUCUCGUCCCGCGAGCCCAGCAAGUAGACCUGGAUCCCCGCUGUCGGCCAGUGCUAGCGCCUCCGGUCGCAGAGUAUCCUCGGGUCCCUCCUUCUCACCUUCACCCAGUCCGCUAUUCCAGAAAGUGGUCACCAACGGCGGGAAAGAUAGCGGACGGAGACCGAGCUUCGGGUCCUCGUCGCCGCUUGGUCGGAGCACGUCAUUCUCGCCUUACAGAGAUUCGACCAUGUCUUUCAAGGAUUCGACUGCGUCAUUCAAAGAGUCAACCUCGUCUUUCAAAGAGUCGACCAUGUCCACCAUGUCAUCUAUGUCUUUGUCAACUAUGUCGAGCCUUGGACCCGCGAGUCCGUCUCCUGUAGGCGGUAAGCGCGCGACCCUGGGCCUGAGCAACAAGUGGUUAUACGAGCGAAGCCGGCGAGUGUCAGCGAGCAAUGGCAGCUAUUAAUGCCGACUUGAAGGGUUAAGUGGGAGCAGGCAGAGGAAGCGAUGUAAACUUAUGAAUUUCCCUUUCUAUCUCUUUGUUCGCUAUUACUAGCGGGGUGCAUGCGGAUUCUUAGACUCCUUGAAUAGCAGCGUAUGGAUGCA
This is a messenger RNA of Aspergillus homomorphus CBS 101889, 1329 nucleotides long. RefSeq lists its product as uncharacterized. The record is from RefSeq and is a predicted model, not a curated record. Gene Ontology annotation, biological process: protein import into nucleus; spindle pole body duplication. The coding region runs from base 260 to 1189 and encodes 309 amino acids. Lineage: Eukaryota; Fungi; Ascomycota; Eurotiomycetes; Eurotiales; Aspergillaceae. Gene Ontology annotation, cellular component: nuclear pore transmembrane ring; nuclear outer membrane. The transcript has 3 exons.